Strigops habroptila (Kakapo) is the source of this 2289-nucleotide messenger RNA. RefSeq names its product syntrophin alpha 1 (gene SNTA1). Lineage: Eukaryota; Metazoa; Chordata; Aves; Psittaciformes; Psittacidae. The transcript is spliced from 8 exons. Bases 30 to 1505 code for a protein of 491 amino acids. Gene Ontology annotation, cellular component: neuromuscular junction; intracellular anatomical structure; sarcolemma. Gene Ontology annotation, molecular function: protein binding; structural molecule activity. The record is from RefSeq and is a predicted model, not a curated record.
GGGAGCCCAGCGGGGCGGCAGCGCGGAAGAUGGCGGCGGGCAGGCGCGCCCCGCGCACGGGGCUGCUGGAGCUGCGCGGCCCCGGCGGGCAAUGGCUCCGCGUCCUGCUCUCGCUGGCCGAGGACGCGCUCGGGGUGAGCCCGGCCGAUGGCCCCGGCCCCGCUGCCGGUCCCGGCGAGGCCCCGGCGGCGCAGCUGAACGGCGGCGAACCGGGCUCCGCCGUGCCUGAGGCGCUCGCUAACAUCAGGCGCACGGUGCGCGUCGUCAAGCAGGACGUAGGGGGGCUCGGCAUCAGCAUCAAAGGUGGCCGAGAGAAUAAAAUGCCCAUCUUGAUCUCCAAGAUCUUUAAGGGGCUGGCGGCGGAUCAGACCGAGGCGCUGUAUGUGGGGGAUGCCAUCCUCGCUGUCAAUGGCACCGACCUUUCCGAGGCGACGCACGACGAGGCGGUUCAGGCCUUAAAGAAGACGGGCAAGGAGGUGGUUUUGGAAGUGAAGUACAUGAAGGAGAUCUCACCUUACUUCAAGAACUCCUCUGCGGGUGCAACAGUGAGCUGGGACCCCUCACCUGCCACCCUGCAGAAGCGCUCCUCUCCCGUCCUGCCCCCUAAGGAGCUCCGGGAGGUCAGGACCGUGCCCCUCAAGAUGUGCUACGUGUCCUGCAAGUGCCUCCCCACCGACCCAGAGCACAGGUACCUGGAGGUGUGCUCAGCGGACGGGCGCGUCGCCCUGUUCCUGCGGGCGAAGGACGAGGCGACGGCGCAGUCGUGGCUCAGCGCCAUCCAGGCCAGCGCGGGCGCACUGGUGCCGCGGGUGAAGGAGGAGCUGCAGGCUCAGCUGGCCGGUGCUGGCGCCGUGGCUGGACGGGACGUCAAGCACGUGGGCUGGCUGACCGAGCAGCUCCCCAGCGCCGGCACCAGGAACCUCUUGGCCAUCCUCACCGAGAAGGAGCUGCUGCUGUACAGCAGCCUGCCGCAGAGCCGGGAUGCCCUGGGCAAGCCUGUGCACAGCUACCCCCUCAUCGCCACCAGGCUGGUGCACUCGGGGCCGGCCAAGGGCUCGGCGCUGUACGAGGCGGAGCUGUCGUUCGCGCUGCGCAGCGGCACCCGGCUGGGCGUGCAGACACACCUCUUCAGCCUGGAGAGCCCCCGCGACCUGGCGCUGUGGACGCGGCUGCUGGUGGACGGCACCCACGGGGCGGCCGAGCUGGUGCAGGAGGUGUCGGCAGCCUGCACGUGGAAGGGGCAGGAUUGCACCCUGUCCAUCCACAUCGACAAGGGCUUCACCAUCUCCACCACCGAGCCCGGGCUCAGCAAGACCAUCCUGCUCCAGCAGCCCUUUGAGAAGCUGCAGAUGUCCUCUGAUGAUGGUACCAAGAUGCUCUACCUGGACUUUGGUGGUCCAGAGGGAGAGAUUCAAUUGGACCUUCACUCUUGCCCCAAAACCAUCGUGUUCAUCAUCCACUCCUUCCUCUCGGCCAAGGUGACCCGGCUGGGGCUGCUGGCAUGAAGAGGGAACGGAGCACCGGGCAGAGCUGCCCCAGCCCCGGCUGAUCUAUGCACCUUCCUCCCGGCCAAACCCAGCCCCAAGCCAUCCCAUGGAGACUGGACCCUGCAGGGUCACACCACCCCUGCCAAGGAACAGCACCAUCCGGCUGGGAAAAACCACUCCCGCGGCGUUUGGGGGCAGCAGAGGGGUGAAAUCCCUCUUGGAUGGCAGCACCGGGACUUCUCCGGUCCCUGCAUCCCCUUCUUCCUCCACGCUGAUGCUCGGUGGUGGCUGGUUGGAGCCGCCCGGUUGGAGCCGCCGUGAACGGCCGCGGUCGUCACCCCAGUGCCUUGUGAGAUGAUAUUUUCUGUACAAAGAAGCUGUUUGUAUCAAUGUUUUAUAUUUAUAUCAAGCAGUUAUAAAUGCUGAUGCAGCAGCUCUCGCCCACCUGGUUUGGACCCUCUGGAGAGUCCCCAGGUCCUGCAGCACAAGGACGUGUGUCCGUCCCUGGACAGACAGCCCGAGGGCUCGAGACCGCAUCUAGCUCCGUAGUGCUUGAGAUGGGAGCUGCAGAUCAGCUCUGUUUGCCAAAUUUUACCAUAUUGUACCAAAUGAUAGGAACCACUUUGCUUUGUUGGAGUUGGAUGGUUCAUUUUACUGUGCUAACUCCUGGGGCACUUUAUUGCUCAGUUUAGGGGGGACUGCUGGGAAAUAACUUCUUUUAUGAACCAAAAGAUUCCUCAUGAAAAUGCCUUUUUUGGGGGGGAUCAAAUAAACGUUGCAGAUCACAACCUGCGGGAGCCAA